AUGGCGGAAGAACGUAGAAGUGGCGUUUCUUUUUCUUUUUCUAAGAGGAAGCCUGCUAUUAAGUCUUACAGCUCUGAAAAGAAUGCUCUUAGUAUUGAUGAAGAUAAAGUGAAAGAUGAUGAAAAAGAUUACAUCCAUUCCGCCGAGGAAAAAGAGUUAAAGAGGUAUAUUUCCGUUGCUUGUAGCAUGGCAGUUUAAUUGAUUGGUUUGGACUGGGUUUUAGUGUUAACGUAACGACGUUGUAUAGAAUUAUGACUCAGAAGGUAGGUUAAAACUAAAUCCUUUUAGCUUAUUAACUGAACAAUAAAUUGACAUUAAUUCAGAUAUUCCAAAGGUAUCACAAAAAAGUAGUGUUGAUGUGCUGCAUUUUCUUUUUUACUAGAUGCUCUGCCUGACAAAUGUGAGAACUGGUUUAAAUAAAUACUUAUUGUGUCAACGUAAUAACUAAUAAUGUAUACCUCAUCUGCUUGUAACUGUUUUUCACUUUACUGCCAGCUCAGAUCAGGGGAGGUACUCCUUUAAGGGCUAUACAAGUAUAUGCUGCUAAAGAGGGUAUGCUUUUGCCUCUCUUACUCAUGAACAGGACAUAAAAAUCACCCUUUAUCUCUGGAAGAGAGCUAUAUUUUACUUCAUUUGACUCUAGAGCAUGGUUGAUUUUCCUGCACAAUUCCUAAUUAUUCUCAAUCAAGCUUAGGUGCAAAAUUUGCCCUUUCCUCCUUGUUGUACAACUGAGCCAGUCAUAGGAAAAGGAUUCCUAUUUUUGUAACUGUUGCAAAUUCAUCUCUUUUUGUCUGUCCACAGUCUCAAAGACUCAGUGGUACACCCCCAUAGUAAGUUUAAGGGAGUGCCCACUUCCCCCUGGGACUGCCACAGGGCAAACUCCUUAUUUGCCUCAUUUCCCUGUAAGCUGUUUGUAACAGGCUUUCUUUGUACAAAAGUCCUGCUUGUGAGUUGCACUCACAGUAAUUAUUUUUUCAUGAAUGAAAAUAAUUAAGUUUAUCUUUUUCUGUUUCCAGUGUUAAAGGAGAAAAUAAGCAGAAAGAAAAAGUGAUUCCUUGUCUUGCUAAGAAUCGUUGGAUUCUACCUCCUGAUUCUAAAUUUUCCAACAGUUUAGACAGGCAGGCGGCUGAGGAGUUGAUGAAAGGUGAGCUUUAUGAACUAACACCUUUACAGGUGGGGGAUUCCUGUACCUUCUUUUUGCCUUCUAAUGAAGUUCAUUUUACUGGCUUAAAUAGACUCAGGGAUGGCAGACUGCGGCAAAGUGAAGGAUUACUUGAUGGGAAUAACCUCAAGCCAGGUCUCAAGAUUAUUUUUCAGUAAUUGCCUCACAUUUUGUGGCUGAUACAGUGUUAUUUGUUUUAAAUUUUUUUGUUUCAAAGAUAUUUCAGAAGGUGAUAAAGCAGACACUGAAAAUGAGAAUGUUUCAAUUCCACUGCUUUUGAGAAAUGCUUUGCCUGAUGUUGAGGGAUUUGAUAAGGAUGAAAAGCUGGAUAUUGCAAUGAGGCCAGAUCAGGUGAGUUAGCCAGGGAUAUGAGCAGUACAGCUGUUGUUUUUAUUCUCAAAAGUAACUUGCAUCUCUGCCAAUGCUUUUCCCAGCUAAUGCAGCUCAUGAUAAGGUCUUGCACUGUAAUCCAUAAGGUGGUGUCUUAUCUGAUGUGAAACAUGCUAAAAAGUUGUCUGCAUUUACAUUAUUCAACCUUUUCACAACAACGAAGAAUAAUGCCAUGAGUUAAUACUUAGAGCUCAAUGGAAGACUAUCAAGAUAUGCCUGUGACAUCAUUUGGUGCAGCCAUGUUGCGAGGAAUGGGAUGGAAAAAAGGAGAAGCCAUUGGAGGAACCAACAAAGGGUAUGACAAUAUUCCUAUUGUUGUUGUGUUUUUUGGAGAUGUUGUUGGUUCACUUGACAAUUCAUUAGUAAUUUUACAUGAGAUAAUACCCUCAGUUGCAUCUAAGCGUGUACACAUGACCAAAAAACAUGUUCUAAUUGGGUGAAAACGUGACAUGUUUUGCCACCAAACUGUGUGAGUCCCUGGAGGAAAUGAAACUUCCUCUUUCAUAAUAAGGUAGGAAGCAUACAAAGCGUCAUCAUAAGCUGGGCUAUAGUGAUUUCACAAAGUACUUGCAGUUGUAACAUAUUUACAGUGUAAUGUAUCAAGACAUUGCCAAUGUCUUGGUUUGCUCUCAGUAUUCUUAUUGUGGGAACCAAAGGAAUAUCAUGGCUCAUAGUUGCAUCGUUGCAACCCUACUCUUUCUCAUAUGUUAGUUAACUUUCCCAGGUGCUUGAACACCUCAGUCCGAGAGAAGUUCUCUGUUUUCCAAUCAGAUUGUAUUCUUUAGCCUUGCAGAGCCAAUAGAGUACAUUCCAAGAUCCAAGGGAUUGGGUUUAGGAGCAGAAAGGAGACCACCUGCAGAUGAAAAUAGACUUGGAAAGAAACGAAAACCAGGCGACACAGCUUCAAGCAAUGUAAGGUCAAGGAUUUAAGAUUUUUUUUCUUCAAAGCUUAUUGAGGUUCGUCCUUUAGGGAAUGGCCAAAUCUGUUGACACUUUUGAAACAUUUUUAAGGACGCAUCUGUUUAGUAAGGCUUUUCAUUCUUAGUUAGGUUUGCUUAAUACCUAUACACAACUAUGUAAUUUUUAUUUAUGUUUAGCAAAACUUUUAAAGACAUACCUUUUAGUAAGGCUUUUUAUUCUUAGUUAGGUUUUUUGAUAUUAUACACAACACAUGAUGUAAUUCUUAUUUAUCAUUUAGUUAUUUUUAUUCUAUGUAUUGUUGUAAUGUGCAGUUGAUCAUCUCGUCAUGAAAACUGUACAAUGUAAAUUCUUAAUUAUUAUUAUUAUUAUUAUUUAUAUUAUUAUUAACAAUGCUGUUUGUAUUAAUAUUUUCUGUGCAAAGGGUGUGGUUAGUUAUUGUGUGAAUUAAUCUUAUUUUGUUUUCUGUUUGCAGAUGUCAGGCCCUAUCAAGGAAGAAAGUGGUCGGGUUAGACACUAUAAAGGUGUAGGAGAGCAAGUCCAACUAGAAACAUCAUUGGGUAAAUCCAGCUAGGUUUAACUUUGUUCUUAUUGAAAUAUUCUCCCAUUCUGUCAACAGAGCCAGAAAACAGGGAAAAGUUAUUAUAAAGAGAUCUUUUUGAGUGAUAGUGAAUUUUAUUUUAGAUUAUAGACCUGGAGUAGCAGUGAUUAUUGAAAAAGGACCUCACAAGAAUAUAUGUGGAAAAGUAAGUAUCUUCUCCAAGUGAACUCAUUGUUGCCAGUCCCAUGUUGAUAAAUUUAUUCCAUCUGGCAUUUUGACUAGUGAGAGGUGUGUUUUUUUUUUCACAGAUAGUGGCUGUAGACAUAGAUACUUCAAGAAUUACUGUUCAACUCCAUCUUAGUAAAGAGGUUUGAGAGAAGGAAUGCAUGUUAUGAUGAAAUAGUAUUGCAUUGAUUGCUGUAAAUGUACCUUGUGUCUACAGUUAUUACACACAUAAUACAAUCAAAAGGGUUCAAUCCAGUACAAAGUUUUUUAAUAAUUUAUUUCUUUUGGGAAUUGUAUUGUUAGUAAUAGAUGGUUACUGAAAUAAGGAUCUUUGAUACAUGUCCUGCAAUCAAUGCCAAAAAAAUUGAAAGUUGUCGUAGUUGGAGUGAAUCUUAUUGUAUGCUUCAUGUAAAAGAAGUCCUUUUUUGAGAGAUAUUGGAAAACUAAAAGCAUCUGAUACCAAGAAUUCCUUGGUAUGUUACUUUUGUUUGAAAUACAUGUUCGGUCCACUUUCAUCUCUUCUCUGCAGUCCAAUAACAUUACUGCUUGAUGUUUUCUUAUUAAAUACAACAUUUUUUCCUUACAAGUUUUAAACUUGUUGUUUCCUCUAGAAUGUUGCAAUACAUCAAUAUAAUGCAAGACUCUUAGAUGACUUUGAAUACAAGACACUUCUAUCAAGAAAAGGUAAAGAUUUUAUAAAAAUGGGAAGAAAAAGACCAGUAAAUUCUGAGUGUGGUACAUGAAAUAACAAGUUGAUUGUGUNUCUUGAGGAAUUCAUGAUCGUAAGAUUUCGUAACCACGGGGUAUUCGCCUAUAGCUAAUUGCAUCAAACAAAUGACAUUCAUUUUCAUGAAUGAUGCAUCAUUGGUUGGCUAAAAGAGGCCUUGUUCCUGUAAAUUUUAGCUCUUCUGAAGUUAGUUUGUUUGUAAAUUGUAACGCACGCGACGACCUUCCUUUUUUUUGAAAGAUCGUAUAGACCUACCAUUAACACUCUGAUCCAAGGGCUCUGAAGUGAAUGAGCCGCUUACAGGUGUCUAGGCAUGCAGGGACCUCAUACACUUCUUUUUAAAUGCAAAUGUGCAAAAAAUAAAGAGUGUUAAAAAUUCCUGGAGAGGCAUGUUUUACAACCUCGUCCCCAGGGCUUAAUAAAAAGGUAGAAAAAGGUAAAGCGACCAUAUUUUACGUCAAUAACUCGUGACAGUAAUAAUAAGUGAUAAACUUGAGGUCGACGGUGCGCUCCUUUUACCACCCUCUCUCCAUUAAUUCUCCGUUUUAAGGGUAUUUAAAGCUAGUCAAAGCUACUAGAAAAAAGAGAAGUUGAAAUAAGGAGGUGUUGACACCGGGCUCGAACUCGGGACCUCUCGCCCCGAAGGCUGCGCACUAACCAACUGUGCCACCCUUGCUCCUCCUUUUCCCCCUGAGGACGAGGUUGACAUGUUUUAAUCAUUAUCUCAAGGACAGGGUUACCAACGAAGCAAAUUAUAAUCUAAUCUUAGCUGCACAAUUACAAAGUGGGCGCGUUGUCAGUUACGGUUCAUGAGGUCGUUCAUGUGGCAUGUCAAGCCUUAACGAUUCUAUCGUUUAGGAUGUGAUACAUUUGAGUUUUAUGUUGUUGUAUAACAUCUUUGAAAGCUGGCUUUGUGAUCUGUUUAAACUGAUAUGAAGUGAUAUUAUCACUGGCAAGUCUUAGCAGUGACACUGAUAGCCGCACAGUCCGCACAAUGAACAUGGCCACACUUACCGUGUGGAGACUGGGCACUAGUCAGUAUUAUGUACAUGUAAAACUACUUUGAAUAGUGUAACAACAACUAAACAUUACCAAAUUAAAAACUUAAAAAUUUGCAACAAAUGUUUUUUAGCCAAAUCAAACAAGAAGAGUACUCACCACAGGCACCCAAUCUGCAUUAUAGGUGAAAGUUGACCCCCCCUUUUAUCUGUAAUUAGGACCAUUUGUAACGGGCACCCCCUCCAGUAUUAAUCGGUAGGUGCUAAGGAAGCUCUGUGCCAAAUUUGACACUUUUGUCACGUCUGUAACGAUCCGGCCAAUAUUUGGCACUAAGAAACCUGACUAUAAGUGGACCAUAUGUUGGUAAACCAACCAACAUUGCAUGUUGGAAGCAGUGGCAAGACCGACCCAAGACCGCUUCUUCAUUGUUGUCCGCUAACAAAAGAACGGUCAAGCAUGCUACUUGGAGCAAUAUAUGUCAUCUCUGAUACACUGUUCUCAGAGCUGUAUGUAAUUGCGAGUCUUCUCUUUGUAUCUUUUGCAAUUAAUUGCCAAACAAAGGCACUGUAUUUUGAUGUUUUGCUAAAAAGUCCUAGCAGUAACUAGCCGUGCAUCAAGUGUAUAGCACAGGGACACCUGCUUAUUCCCUUGUUUUAACAAAGUGCAACUUUUGAAAGAGGAUCAACAAAGGUUCGACUUUUGCUACCAUGCUGGAAUUUUGUGGACUCUUUCAUGGACCUAUCUCUAAUUUAUUCGACAUGACUUAGAUUUGACGUUUGCCCCAUGCUCAAGGUGCUUUUUCCUUAGUAAGACUCCAACAACAUAUAGACGUCAGUGAACUUGGUUGAGAGAAAGAAAAGAUAGUCUUUCUUGGGUUAACUAGAUUUCCCUUUAUUGUAUAAAAUAUUUGCAAAUAAUUUUUUAAGUGAAGUAUGAAAACAAAAGAAUUAAAAGCUGUCUGGAAAUUAGAAAGACCACCAGCGACACAAAUGAUAGAUUGUGAAUUGACAUUUUUUAUCCCAGGACAUACUGCAGUAUCCUUCAGGUUCACUUUCAUGGUUUUACAGUCACCUCUUAUAAGGAUAACCUUUCCUCCCUUUUUUUAAAUAAUAAAUCUGUUUUAAAAAUGAUUUAAGACAAUGCAAAGAAGAAGGACAGUAGAACAGGAAAGGAACAAAUACGACUGAAAACGGAUGGUGAAAAUCAUACAAAGUAAGCUUUAAACUCUCUUUACUGCGUUGUCAUCAAUCAGUAUUUUUUUAUGCUUAAAAAUUUAUGUUAGCAAUGCUAAAACUGCAUUUCAACCUCUUGAAGGCAGUCAGACAUUUCUGUCUGAGACUGAAUUUUGUCUUGAUGGAUGCAAGUUGUCCUUUAGAGAGAUUUAAUGAACCAUUUUUACCCAACUUCUAUUGGUAGAAUGGAGAACUAUGGGGAGCCCUGCACGACUAACCUUGAUCCAAUGUACUCACGACACACUGAAGUAGUUCUACUUUUUUACAUUAAUUUUGAAAGGGUUUUGGAAACUUUGUGGAAAUGUUAGAAGGUAAGGAUUGGCACAUGAGUACUUUAAGACUGGCAUCUUUCUUUGUAGAGAAGGGUACCAUGAGGGAAGCAAAUAUCCCAAGAAGGAUAAGGAUAGCUCUAUGAGCAAAUCUGGGAACUCAAAUGACCACCAUAGGGAAAAAGUCAAAUGCUGGUUAUUUCCUCAAACAAGGGUGAGGAUCAUCAGUAAGGAUUAUGAGAAAGGCAAAUAUUACAACAAAAAGGUAAAAACGACUAAAAAAUAGAGGAUAUUACAUGGCCGCGCGGAGAUACGAAAUUUCUCUUUGAGUGUUGAAAAAUAUUUCACGAGUGAGCGCAGCGAACGAGUGAAAUAUUUUCAACACGAGAAGAGAAAUUUUGUAUCUCCAAGCGGCCAUGUAAUGUUCUAUUUAUUAUAUAAAUUUUAAUGAAAUACCAAACCAUUUCAAUGAAACAGUUUUUUCCUGCGAUAGGCGCGAUUUAUUUCGUAGCCAUCGCAACGGCGAUUUUCACUUGUGAAGAUAUCAUGUUUUCGCGCGAAAGCUCACCUGGUAUUUCAUUGGUGUUUAUAUAAUAAAAAUUGAUAUUAUAAUAAAUUAUACCAUUGGUUUGGAUUUUCCAUUAUUAUCACUCUGAAUAUUUUAAAAGAAGUUGGAGUUAAAACCAUACAGAAAAAAAUCAAGGAUUCCUCCAUGUCUUUGCAAAGGUUCAAAUAGUUGAUGUGGUCAGCACAGAAAGGUGUGUGUGUCAAACUGAUGAGGGAAGGUUUCUUGAAGGUAAGAGCAGAAUAGAAGCAUGUAAACUUUUUUGUAACAUAGUAAACAGGCAAGAUUAAAAUAAUGAAAUAAAAACACAAUGUUCAGGGUACAAUUUUUGGGGUGGCUGGGUGAGGACUAGGACAAGAUAUCGCAAAAAUGCAAUAACUAACCUAAAAUGACAGUGCACAUUAAAGAAACUCUUUUAGUUUGUCUCGUUGCUAAAGUAACUGGCAUAUUGUGACAGCCAUUGAGCAAGAAACAACAGUAAGUAUACCAUGCCAGGUUUAGGAAUGAAUUUUCUUUUUUUCUUUCUUAGUACGCCUGAACAACGUACUAUAUUUUCUGUAAAAAAAAAGACAGGCCAUAAUCUAUUUUUAGUGAAGAGCUGGAUUCCGAGCUCNCACUGGCAAGUCUUAGCAGUGACACUGAUAGCCGCACAGUCCGCACAAUGAACAUGGCCACACUUACCGUGUGGAGACUGGGCACUAGUCAGUAUUAUGUACAUGUAAAACUACUUUGAAUAGUGUAACAACAACUAAACAUUACCAAAUUAAAAACUUAAAAAUUUGCAACAAAUGUUUUUUAGCCAAAUCAAACAAGAAGAGUACUCACCACAGGCACCCAAUCUGCAUUAUAGGUGAAAGUUGACCCCCCCUUUUAUCUGUAAUUAGGACCAUUUGUAACGGGCACCCCCUCCAGUAUUAAUCGGUAGGUGCUAAGGAAGCUCUGUGCCAAAUUUGACACUUUUGUCACGUCUGUAACGAUCCGGCCAAUAUUUGGCACUAAGAAACCUGACUAUAAGUGGACCAUAUGUUGGUAAACCAACCAACAUUGCAUGUUGGAAGCAGUGGCAAGACCGACCCAAGACCGCUUCUUCAUUGUUGUCCGCUAACAAAAGAACGGUCAAGCAUGCUACUUGGAGCAAUAUAUGUCAUCUCUGAUACACUGUUCUCAGAGCUGUAUGUAAUUGCGAGUCUUCUCUUUGUAUCUUUUGCAAUUAAUUGCCAAACAAAGGCACUGUAUUUUGAUGUUUUGCUAAAAAGUCCUAGCAGUAACUAGCCGUGCAUCAAGUGUAUAGCACAGGGACACCUGCUUAUUCCCUUGUUUUAACAAAGUGCAACUUUUGAAAGAGGAUCAACAAAGGUUCGACUUUUGCUACCAUGCUGGAAUUUUGUGGACUCUUUCAUGGACCUAUCUCUAAUUUAUUCGACAUGACUUAGAUUUGACGUUUGCCCCAUGCUCAAGGUGCUUUUUCCUUAGUAAGACUCCAACAACAUAUAGACGUCAGUGAACUUGGUUGAGAGAAAGAAAAGAUAGUCUUUCUUGGGUUAACUAGAUUUCCCUUUAUUGUAUAAAAUAUUUGCAAAUAAUUUUUUAAGUGAAGUAUGAAAACAAAAGAAUUAAAAGCUGUCUGGAAAUUAGAAAGACCACCAGCGACACAAAUGAUAGAUUGUGAAUUGACAUUUUUUAUCCCAGGACAUACUGCAGUAUCCUUCAGGUUCACUUUCAUGGUUUUACAGUCACCUCUUAUAAGGAUAACCUUUCCUCCCUUUUUUUAAAUAAUAAAUCUGUUUUAAAAAUGAUUUAAGACAAUGCAAAGAAGAAGGACAGUAGAACAGGAAAGGAACAAAUACGACUGAAAACGGAUGGUGAAAAUCAUACAAAGUAAGCUUUAAACUCUCUUUACUGCGUUGUCAUCAAUCAGUAUUUUUUUAUGCUUAAAAAUUUAUGUUAGCAAUGCUAAAACUGCAUUUCAACCUCUUGAAGGCAGUCAGACAUUUCUGUCUGAGACUGAAUUUUGCCUUGAUGGAUGCAAGUUGUCCUUUAGAGAGAUUUAAUGAACCAUUUUUACCCAACUUCUAUUGGUAGAAUGGAGAACUAUGGGGAGCCCUGCACGACUAACCUUAAUCCAAUGUACUCACGACACACUGAAGUAGUUCUACUUUUUUACAUUAAUUUUGAAAGGGUUUUGGAAACUUUGUGGAAAUGUUAGAAGGUAAGGAUUGGCACAUGAGUACUUUAAGACUGGCAUCUUUCUUUGUAGGGAAGGGCACCAUGAGGGAAGCAAAUAUCCCAAGAAGGAUAAGGAUAGCUCUAUGAGCAAAUCUGGGAACUCAAAUGACCACCAUAGGAAAAAAGUCAAAUGCUGGUUAUUUCCACAAACAAGGGUGAGGAUCAUCAGUAAGGAUUAUGAGAAAGGCAAAUAUUACAACAAAAAGGUAAAAACGACUAAAAAAUAGAGGAUAUUACAUGGCCGCGCGGAGAUACGAAAUUUCUCUUCUCGUGUUGAAAAUAUUUCACUCGUUCGCUACGCUCACUCGUGAAAUAUUUUUCAACACUCGAAGAGAAAUUUCGUAUCUCCAAGUGGCCAUGUAAUGUUCUAUUUAUUAUAUAAAUUUUAAUGAAAUACCAAACCAUUUCAAUAAAGCAGUUUUUUCCUGCGAAAGGCGCGAUUUAUUACGUAGCCAUCGCAACGUCGAUAUUUUCACAUGUGAAAAUAACAUGUUAUUUUCACUUGUGAAGAUAUCAUGUUUUCGCGCGAAAGCUCACCUGGUAUUCUAUUGGUGUUUAUAUAAUAAAAAUUAAUAUGAUAAUAAAUUAUACCAUUGGUUUGGAUUUUCCAUUAUUAUCACUCUGAAUAUUUUUAAAAAAUCAAGGAUUCCUCCAUGUCUUUGCAAAGGUUCAAAUAGUUGAUGUGGUCAGCACAGAGAGGUGUGUGUGUCAAACUGAUGAGGGAAGGUUUCUUGAAGGUAAGAGCAGAAUAGAAGCAUGUAAACGUUUUUGUAAAAUAGUAAACAGGCAAGAUUAAAAUAAUGAAAUAAAAAACACAAUGUUCAGGGUACAAUUUUUGGGGUGGCUGGGUGAGGACUAGGACAAGAUAUUGCAAAAAUGCAAUAAAGAACCUACAAUCACAGUGCACAUUAAAGAAGCUCUUUUGGUUUGUCUCGUUGCUAAAGUAACUGGCAUAUUGUGACAGCGAUUGAGCAAGAAACAACAGUAAGAGCGUAGUUAGCAACUGGAAUUUUUUUUGGUAUUCAUGCGUUGGUCAUUGCAAUAAAGACCCAGAAACCCCCAAACGAGUUGUGUAUUUAUACCAAUGACAAAAUGUGAUUACACAGUUUACCNUCCAUUAUUAUCACUCUGAAUAUUUUUAAAAAAUCAAGGAUUCCUCCAUGUCUUUGCAAAGGUUCAAAUAGUUGAUGUGGUCAGCACAGAGAGGUGUGUGUGUCAAACUGAUGAGGGAAGGUUUCUUGAAGGUAAGAGCAGAAUAGAAGCAUGUAAACGUUUUUGUAAAAUAGUAAACAGGCAAGAUUAAAAUAAUGAAAUAAAAAACACAAUGUUCAGGGUACAAUUUUUGGGGUGGCUGGGUGAGGACUAGGACAAGAUAUUGCAAAAAUGCAAUAAAGAACCUACAAUCACAGUGCACAUUAAAGAAGCUCUUUUGGUUUGUCUCGUUGCUAAAGUAACUGGCAUAUUGUGACAGCGAUUGAGCAAGAAACAACAGUAAGAGCGUAGUUAGCAACUGGAAUUUUUUUUGGUAUUCAUGCGUUGGUCAUUGCAAUAAAGACCCAGAAACCCCCAAACGAGUUGUGUAUUUAUACCAAUGACAAAAUGUGAUUACACAGUUUACCAUGCAAUAUACAUGACAAUGCUUACAUGGCAGCAUCACAUAAAAGUAAAACCCAACUAAGCUAUUCCACCUCUCUUUAUUUUUGAAAAAAAAAAUCUGUUGAUUUGUCUGUAGUUUCUUCGGUUUUGACUCUUUGUUUUGCUGUCUUUGUUUAGACAUACCACAAUCAGCAUUGGAGACAGUUGUACCCAAAACACUGGAUUCCUAUGUCAGAGUAGUCAAGGGUGAUCACAAAGGACAGGUUAGCAACUUCUGUUUUACUUUCUGA
Messenger RNA from Porites evermanni, 11140 nucleotides. Lineage: Eukaryota; Metazoa; Cnidaria; Anthozoa; Scleractinia; Poritidae. The record is from the annotation of a GenBank genome assembly.